UUUUAAUUCAUAUUUAAUGAGAACCAAGUAUACUUUUAAUUUUAGGAUAAUUCUUUGAUGGCUACUUUCGUAUGUACUGCAAUUUGUCCUGAAAAAAAUAUCAACAUUCAUGCUCAGGAACCAUGGCCUCAAUUGAUACAAUUAUAUAGACCAUUCGAAGUAGAACAAAUAUUAUUGCCAGACAAUGCUAACUGUCUUGCUGUUCAAGCUUUUCUCAAAAUGUGUAAUUUGGAGUUUCAAAUAAAGUCAAGAAGAGAUGCCGAGUAUAUGUCUCCAAAUGGUUCUUUACCUUUUAUUAAAUGUGGUGCAUUUGUACUAUCUGAAUUUGAUAAUAUAGUGUCCUUUAUUUCAAACAAAGGGACAAGUUUAUCCAACCAUUUAAAACCUGUAGAUAAAUCAGAUAUGAAAGCUUAUAUUUCAUUAGUCAACAAUGUUUUUGUGAAUGCAGAACUUUAUAUUUGUUGGGUCGAUCAAACAACAUUAGAAGAAGUAACUAAACAAAGACAUGGAAGUGUUUAUCCCUGGCCUCUUAAUCAUUACUUGAAUUGGCAAAAGAGAAAACAAGUUAUAAAAAGGCUUACCGUACUUGGUUGGUAUAAUAGAACUUUAAAAGAAGUCUCUAAUGAAGUUGAAAAUUGUUGCGUGAUAUUAUCAGAAAGAUUGAAUGGGAGAAACUUCUUUUUUGGUGACAAAAAUCCAAAUGAAUUGGAUGCCCUCGUCUUCGGACAUAUUUUUACGAUUAUUACAACACCUCUUCCAAACAACGUUCUGGCGAAUAUUGUCAAGAAUUUCCCAACACUCGUGAAUCUCUGCAAACGCAUCGAGAAUAGAUGCUUAGUGGGGGAAAUCGUUUGGAUUAUUUGACACGACGCUAAGAGGCACUACUGCGCCUUCAUAUUUUCAACGAAAACGGCCAAAAACUGGGUUUACGUAAAAAAUUCUCCUCGUUACAAUUUUUAUUCGAUUUUGAUGAUCAACGGAUCAUUCGAAAGAUAAAAGAUAAAUAUAUAAAUUUAUCUUUUUUCAUUAAUAUAUUUAAAAACAAUCCUUUUGCGUGAAAAUUACAUUUAAAAAUAAUCUUUUUUUUAAAUACGUUGUAUGUAAAGAAAAUAUUUUUUUUUCAAAAUUCGUUAAUGAUAAUCUUGUGUGUUUAUCCUUUAUAUUUCGAAUAAGUGAUUGUUCAUCAAAAUUAUACUAAGUUGAUCAGAAGAAUUUUUGAUCAACAAAUUGAACAAAUUGAUCAGAAGAAUAAAUUAUUGUAAAUAUAUAGAACAGUAAACAAUCUUAAUACAUAUCAUCAUUCUUUAUUCUGGAUAAGGAAUAAAAUAUGGAUAUAAAUAAAAUAUGGUAUAUUUAGAAAAAUCAAGGUUUUGCAAAAAUUAAUUUAUAUAUCAUGAUUACUCGAGUAUGACAUUUUCUAAAAUUUUAUUAUGCAUUAGCAUUAAAGAUUCUCACAAUUAUUUUCUAACAUUACUGAUUGAAUGUACUGUUUUACAGGUAGUUAAUAUUGAUAUACAUGUUUGUAUAGAAUAACUCAAAAAAUAUGCAACAAUUGAUAAUGAAAGAAUAUACAAAUUUUAAUGUAUAUGAGAUGUUAAUACAUGCAUAUGGUAAGCAUAUGUUAUAAUAACAUGGUUUAAAAUUUAUUGCAAUUUAAAAUUUGAUGCCAACCAUGUGCGUGUGGUUUUUUGUGGAAAUCAUAAAAAUUUCCAAGACAAUACAUUUCUUAUUAUAAUGUUAUGUAUUAUCUUAGUCAAUUUUUUUUUUGAUACAGAUUAUAAAUUACAUAUGAUUUUAUAAACCUGCAUUUAUCUAUCAUGUAUAAUUAUAUAAUUAUAUUACACACACAUAUACAUAUAAUUAUAUAAUUACUAAUAUAUUCUUAUACAUAAUGUAUUCAAACAAUCUUCAGGCUAUAAUACUUUAUCGUAACAAUGUAAUUAACGAAAGAUUUUCAUUUUAUUAAGAUAUCAGGGUUGAGAUCAUAUUUUUCAUGUAACUAUGAUGAGUAUGUCAUUUUUCUAUAUAUUUAUAAGCAAAUCGUCUCCAAGUUUAUAUUUUUCUCAUAUUGAAAUAACAAUGAUUUUCAUAAUGACUUAAGCUUAAUAAAAUACAUUUAUAGUAAAACUAUUUCAAAAUGUUCCCAUAGAAGCUUUUACUAAAUUUGUGAAUACGAAUUACUCUCAUCUUUAAACAACUACUGCCAAAUAUUUUUAGUAUAAUUAACAUUUUGUACUUAAGGUACACAUAUUUGAUAGCUCAUCAUUCGUCUCUGAAUAUUGUACUCUAUAAUUUUCUCUCCACCUUUUUUGCAUAUGUAUUGCAAAUUCAUGUGCAACUACUUUAAUUAGAAGUAUAUAUUUAUAUAUACUUAUGUUUUAAAUGCAAAAAAAAGAAAUAUUGUAUAUUUGGAAGUCAGAAAAAGUUUGGAGGUUUAUUCGUGUAUAUUUAUAUGCUUCUAAACAAAUGUUCUCAUAUUUACUAUGAAAAGUAUAUGUAUGUUAAAAAUAAAUGACACUAUUUAUUGUUGUAAUGCUAUUAAUUUAAAUGGGAAUGAAGGAGAAAAGAGAAGUUGGCAUAUCAUUAAAAAAUAAUAAAUAGUCAAAGAUAAUAAAGUAUAAUUUUGAUUAUUUUGAUUGUUUAAAUUUAUUUAUACUAUUUUUUUACUUCGAAAAAGAAUUACAUAUUCUCUUUUCCCCCAUGUUCAUAAAUAUAAUUUCGAAUUUUCUCUAUAUAAUUAGUGCUCAUUAUUAACUUUGAUAAAUUAUAGGAUUUACUAGAAUAACAAGUAAUGAAUAAAACAAAUUGAUGUAACAGUAUUACAUCAUAUUUUUAGGAAAUAUUUCGUAUAUAAGGAAAUUAUUAUUUUUUAUAAUGUAAAAAUAAUAAAAAGAAAUGCAUAUUCUUUCAAAAAUAAAAUUCAUAUGGCCAGAAAUUGGUUAAAUUUUAAUAAAAUAUAUUAUGUAUAAAAACUAUUUUUAUGGAAUAUUAUUACCGAGAGGAACUAAUUUUAAUAAAUAAUGCAAAUAUAUAGGAAAUUGAUAAAUUAUACAAAAAAUCAGAUAUUAUUUCAGAAAAGUAUUAUAUAGAUAAAGUGUUAAAUAUUAUUUAUGGUAUUGUUAGACAUGUUCAAGUGAUGAAAUUAAAAAAAAAUAUAUAUAUAUAAAAUAAAAACUUUAACUUUGUAAUCUUGCAUUACGUAAGAUUGUAAUUAGUAAUGCUAUUGUCGUUAUGUGAUAUCACUGACUUAUUAAAACACAGAUCUGAUAUAUAAAGAAAUUAAUUGUCAAAAUCGAUUAAUUUUUAAUCUCGUGCAACAUGAAAUCUUCGAAGAUAUUCUUAAAUUUAUGUUGUAUUUGUAUUAUUAUAUAACGGUAGACGAUCGAAAGUGAUUCCAUUAUGGAAUUGGAAAGCAUGAACUAUCUCUUAAGGUUGCAUGAAACUGUCGAAUGUAAUUCACUAAUAUUUGUUAUAUUUAUGCGUAAAGAUAAUUAGUGAAAUAUCAAUAAAUUUUUUGUAAAGUG
Molecule: messenger RNA, 3524 nt
Organism: Vespa crabro (European hornet)
Lineage: Eukaryota; Metazoa; Arthropoda; Insecta; Hymenoptera; Vespidae
Product: metaxin-2-like
Exons: 4
Coding region: 58-864 (268 amino acids)
Biological process (GO): mitochondrion organization
Cellular component (GO): SAM complex
Source: RefSeq, a predicted model, not a curated record